AAUCAUUGAUUCGGACGAAUCGACGGUUAUCAUGGGCGCCCAGGAAGGCGAGGUCAAGUCCAGCACUGGCGGCGGAGUGCUGCCAGUGGUGGAGGUCGUCACUUUGAUGGAAAAGGCCAAGUUCUACACCUCCUUGUGCCUUGGGACUACCGCCAUCUUGGCUGUUUUCGCCUUCCUCUUUUUGAUACCCUUCGUCGUCGAGCCGGCAAUUUCGACAAUUCUUGCUGAUUUCUCGCCGCACCCGGUGGCCUGCCUUGCGACCGAUCACGUCUACGCCGAGGGACUGAAGAAUUGCUCCUGGGCCAGUUGUCGAGAAGGCUGUACCAGUGCUGCACUUCGAUGUCAUCAGAUCAGGGUGAACUACUCCAGGAUACCGUAUGACGAGUUCAUGGCGAAGCCAGCGGGUUCGGUUCCGUGGGACGUUGCUGAUACAAAAUUUUUUGUUAAUACGGAAGGCUGCGGUUAUCCACCUCGAGUCAAUUGUUCGGAAUUUUCCAAGAAGUUUGGAUAUAACAAUUUGGGAAAAAUCUUUCCUUGCUACUAUAGCAGAACGCAUCCUGAGACUGUGGUUGCAAGAUAUUCCUGGGAUGAAAAUCUGAGGCACUUGGUCUUGGCACUGGUUACGCCUAUCGUGCUCUUUGCUGUUUCUCUGGGCGUCUUGUGUUACUGGUACUGUCCCACUAUGGGCAAAACUUGCGGAGGUUCGGGAAGAAAUUUAAUUGAGAAGUACGGAAGGAAGGAAGAGUAAGUAACGUCAUCCUGAGGGAGGACGAAUUCGAGGAGGACGAAGAGGAAUACUGACUGCUACCAAGGGCGCACCCCCCUGCGCGGGAGUGACGCCGGAAGAACCGUUGAAGGAAUCUAGUUUACUUGAUAUUUUCAAUUUAAGAAGUGGCGCCGACCCUCGACUCACUGUUAGCCACGCUUGGCUCAGGUUUAAAAGAUCACAUGGCUAGACCAUUGUUACGUUUCAGUCGAUAUUAUUCUCUGACCGAAUUCCAACCACGUUAACUUCCUGCUGGAACAUUUCUUUCCUCUUCCUAUUACACACUUGUGUAUUUGCGCCUUCAGACUUGAUAUCCAGUCGCUUUUUAAACACCAGGCCACUUUACGAUCAAAACUUAACCCUAAGAAUAUCUUAAAUUUGCACGAAAUAAACGAAUAUAGUAAAGUUGCAUGAUAUUUCUUCGGUAUACUUCAAUUUUGAAAAGUUGACAAUUAUGGCAUCAAUCUCAAAUAGGCAUUCGGUGUUUGGACGCUCUUUAGAAAAAUUAUAUCACUCACGGAUUAAUGUAUGAUAUUCUAGAAGGGAUUUAUUUUCUGUGUCAAGCAUAAGACAAUGGUGUGGCGCACUGAUUGGGAAAACCUUAAAUAUUGUAGCGGGAUACAAUCAAAUAGGUUUUCAUUGAUAAUGGUAAGAAUUCCAUCGUCUACCAAUAUUUAUGAUUAUUAUAUCAAUGCCAGAAAGUAUGCGAAUGACGAGAGUAAAACUGCGUGAAUUUAGAAUGACGAGUGCUAAGUCAAAAAGGGUAUCUUAAAUUUAUGAGGUAAAGUAAGCUGGAUCGCGUAAAGCUCACACUCAAUCAUCUACCAGUAUUCUGAUUAAAGUUAAUCUGUAAAAUAAAGCAAGAACGCGAUUUAGGGGCGCCUUCCUACUAACAAAUAAAUUGAUAACAAGUUAAACGUUAAGUAUAACUACGCAGCUGUAAUUAGCUUAAAGGAGAAGAUAAAGUCACGUAAUCACGUUAAGCUACCCUUAAAAAUGCUAAACCGAUAAUAAAUCACGGAGAUUAUA
Messenger RNA from Cephus cinctus (wheat stem sawfly), 1795 nucleotides. RefSeq names its product protein tipE (gene Teh2). The transcript has 4 exons. The record is from RefSeq and is a predicted model, not a curated record. Gene Ontology annotation, molecular function: sodium channel regulator activity. NCBI's taxonomy places the organism in Eukaryota, Metazoa, Arthropoda, Insecta, Hymenoptera, Cephidae. Gene Ontology annotation, biological process: regulation of sodium ion transport. The coding region runs from base 32 to 748 and encodes 238 amino acids.